Sphaeroforma arctica JP610 is the source of this 793-nucleotide messenger RNA. RefSeq lists its product as hypothetical. The annotation marks the transcript as partial. The record is from RefSeq and is a predicted model, not a curated record. The transcript is spliced from 6 exons. NCBI's taxonomy places the organism in Eukaryota, Ichthyosporea, Ichthyophonida.
AUGAAUAUGCAACCAACGCCUUUCCCACUACCCUUUGGUCACCAUGGUAACCAUUAUGUGUCGCUUUUGACCACUAGUAAGCAAGACCUGUCUCCGCCGGAGUUCUUGAACAAGAAAGUCUUUGCCGAGAAGAUUGCGAACGAGACUAACUAUGAAACAUACUAUUCGGGAUGGUUUGGCAAUGUGCCGUAUAGUCAGAUCUGCCGGGACAAUAUCGUGGAUUUGGUUGGUGGAAACUUCUAUCACAAACCGCGUGGCCAAUUGGAUGCCACAGAACGUCAGGAGAUCGAAGACAUGCUCGAUGCCGCUGAGAUGAAAGGCGAGUUCAAAUUCAAGCCAGGAUAUAACCCAAACAUUGAACCCCUCGUCCCGGCCCUAGACCCGCUGAUUGUGUGGCACCAGCCCUUUUUCGUCUUCCUCUGCGCGCUUGGCCUGCACAAGUUGGCUUCAUUCUUAAUGCAACAGCGCGGCUUUACUCUGAAACAUGUGAGCGUGAACACACAUGCACUACAGUACUGGCAUCUACCAGCGUCCACAGCCACCAACCACACGCGCACUCGUAGCCAACCACCGAUUGUGUUCUGUCACGGAAUUGGAGUCGGCCUCCUUCCUUAUUUGGGUCUUCUCCGCGAUUUGGCGGCAAAUCACAGCGCAUCUCGGGACAUUGUGGUCAUCCGAAUGCCACAUGUUGCCUUGGCAGCGGUAGAGACUGUCGUAUCCAUGGACGAGAAGACCGGUACGUUUUUACAGCACCAGUACGUAAAUAUGGGGUUUGUACCGUACGGAAAGACAA